AUGGAGCAGUUUGUGCCUGCUGGUCGCUCUCUGUCAGUCUGCAGGCGGGUCUGUUACGCAGCGGGACACUUUCUGAACGACCUGUGCGCCUCUAUGUGGUUCACGUACCUGCUGGUCUACCUGCACUCCGUGCUCGGCUUCCGGAGCACCUAUGCUGGCGUGUUGCUGCUGAUUGGUCAGAUUGCGGACGGAGUUUGCACCCCUCUGGUUGGGUAUACGUCCGACCAGACAGCCGGCAUCCUGAAACACGGCAAGAGAAAAACCUGGCAUCUGUUGGGAACCGUGUGCGUCCUCCUCUCGUUCCCCUUCAUAUUCACGCCGUGCCUGCCCUGCACCAGCAGCACUCCUCAGUGGGCGCAGAUCCUCUACUUCUGCCCCUUCAUCGUCGUCUUCCAGUUCGGAUGGGCAGCCACGCAGAUCUCCCACCUCUCCCUCAUCCCGGAGCUGGUGACCAAGGAGAGCGCAAAGGUGGAGCUCACUGCGUACAGGUACGCCUUCACUGUGGUGGCCAACAUCACCGUAUACGCUGUGGCCUGGCUGCUCUUCCACUUCCAGUCCCAGCACAGCGCCGACCACUCCAUCACAGGCAACCUGGGCCGGGGCGACGUCCCCCUGUUCAGGACGUUGGCUCUCAUCAUGCUGGGCAUCGGGGCGCUGUUUUCUCUGGUGUUCCACCUCGGCACGAAAGAGCACGCCGCCUCCAGCUCGGAGAGGGAUCUGCUCAUCCCGCCGUCCGAGUCACAGGAGCUGUCUGUUCGUCCCGUGUUUCAGUGGAAGCACUGGCUGACGGAGCCGUCCUUCUACCAGGUGGCUUUCGUCUACAUGUGCACCCGACUCAUCGUCAACUUGUCUCAGACCUACAUCUCCGUCUACCUCACCAACUCACUCAUGUUACCGAAGAACUUCAUCGCCACCAUUCCUCUGGUGACGUACAUCAGCGGCUUCGUGUGCUCUCUGGCCAUGAAACCAGUCACCAAGCACAUCGGCAUCAGCAUGACUUAUCUGGUCGGCCUGCUGCUGGUGAUUUGUUUCGCCACCUGGGUGUUUGUGGACCACAAGAUGAGAGCCAACAGCAUCUACGGAGCAGCGGUGGUUCUGGGAGCCGGCUCAGCCACCAUCCUGGUCAUGUCUCUGUCCAUGACGGCCACGCUCAUCGGAGAUCAGACACAAAGUGGCGCCUUUGUUUACGGAUCCAUGAGCCUCACAGACAAGGUGGCUAAUGGCGUCGGGGUCAUCCUCAUCCAGAGCCUCCGGCCGUGCAGGACUGAGGCCUGCUGCCCAGACUGUGUUUGGUUUUAUCGUGACGUCAUGGCGGCCGUAACCGGGGUCGUUGCCGUGGCUGCAGCAGUCGGUCUUUUUACCAUUUUCAUCUGGCCGAUCAGGCUACGGAAGAGUUAGUGUUCAAACUGUACACUUCAGCCGGUGAUGGUGUCUCACACGCACAAGCAAAAACAAACAAAAUAAAAAGGUUGUUGGUUUGAGGGAAAUCAAUUUUAUUUAGGUUUUUUUUUUCUUUUACGUUGUAUUUGUCAGUUUAAAACAUAAUCCCAUAAUUAAAAUGUCUUCUGGAUGUAUUUCGGUGACAUAAGAUUCAGUUUUUGUUGUUGGACAACAUGAACUGUAGAGAUUAUGAAUCCAUGCUACUAUCUAGUGUAUGAAUAUGUAACUGCACUGUUUCCCCAGAGGAGCUCAUGAACUGCAGAAGACUAAAAUUAAUGUAUAAUCAAUCAAUUUGAGACUGACUUUAAUCACAAGUGAAGCAUUUGAUUAUAGCUAAAUGUCAUGAAGUAUCCAGAAAUGAAAGUUUUUACAAACACGUCGACUCAUGGAUGUAUUUCACAAGGAAUCUUAGCCAUUGAAAGUAAAGGAUGCCUUAAAAAUGAUACAAAGGAAACAGUGUUAACGUUUUAUUUAAAAUGAAAUAAAUAAAAUGUUCUUUCUCAUGCCAUGAUAACCUGGCUUUAAUCACAAAUGUAGUGUCUGGUUACAUCUAAAUGUCAUGAAGAAUCCAGAAAUACUUUAAAAAUGUUUUUUUUUUUCUGUUUGUUUUUCAAGUGAAGUAGAAUGAAAUAAAUGAAAGGUUCAUUCCCA
This is a messenger RNA of Mugil cephalus (flathead mullet), 2091 nucleotides long. RefSeq names its product major facilitator superfamily domain containing 12b (gene mfsd12b). The transcript has 9 exons. Gene Ontology annotation, cellular component: membrane. The record is from RefSeq and is a predicted model, not a curated record. Bases 1 to 1398 code for a protein of 465 amino acids. Gene Ontology annotation, biological process: carbohydrate transport. Gene Ontology annotation, molecular function: symporter activity. NCBI's taxonomy places the organism in Eukaryota, Metazoa, Chordata, Actinopteri, Mugiliformes, Mugilidae.